AUGGUGGUUGAGCCGCCAAAUGGGAUUAGACAAGAGGGGAAACAUUACUACACGAUGUGGCAAACAUUAUUCGAAAUCGAUACUAAGUAUGUUCCGAUUAAGCCAAUUGGAAGGGGAGCUUAUGGUGUGGUUUGUUCUUCAAUCAAUAGAGAGACCAAUGAGAGAGUUGCUAUUAAAAAGAUCAACAAUGUCUUUGAGAAUCGUAUUGAUGCUUUGAGAACAUUGAGAGAGCUUAAGCUUCUAAGGCAUGUGAGACACGAAAACGUUAUCGCACUUAAAGAUGUUAUGUUGCCUCCUCAUAGGAACAGUUUCAAAGAUGUUUAUUUGGUCUAUGAGCUUAUGGAUUCUGAUUUGAAUCAGAUCAUUAAAUCCUCUCAGUCGCUAUCCGAUGAUCACUGCAAGUACUUCUUGUUUCAGUUGCUAAGAGGAUUGAAGUAUCUUCAUUCUGCAAAUAUCCUUCACCGCGACUUGAAGCCCGGGAAUCUCCUAGUGAAUGCUAAUUGUGAUCUUAAGAUUGGUGAUUUCGGGCUUGCGAGAACCAGCAGAGGCAAUGAACAGUUUAUGACAGAGUAUGUGGUCACACGUUGGUACAGAGCACCCGAGCUUCUUCUUUGUUGUGACAACUACGGGACCUCCAUCGAUGUUUGGUCGGUAGGGUGCAUAUUCGCAGAGAUUCUUGGCCGAAAACCGAUUUUCCCGGGAACAGAAUGUCUCAACCAGCUAAAGCUAAUCAUAAAUGUUGUUGGUAGCCAACAAGAAUCUGAUCUAAGGUUCAUAGAUAACAGGAGAGCUCAGGGAUUUAUAAAGUCUCUUCCUUUCUCAAAGGGUACACACUUUUCUCAGAUUUACCCGCACGCUAAUCCUCUAGCGAUAGAUUUGUUAAAGAGGAUGCUUGUGUUUGAUCCAACCAAGAGAAUAUCGGUCAGCGACGCGCUUUUGCAUCCUUACAUGGCCGGAUUGUCGGAACUCGGAUGCGAUUCGCCGGAAAAUGUUCCGGUUAGUCUUGAUAUUGAUGAGAAUUUGGAAGAAGCUUUUUUGUUUGGAGUUUUUGGUGUUGCAACUGUACCUGUACCCGAUUCGAACUGCUACGCUCUUGACAAUUCAAGUCGUCUUGUCGACUUUAGUAGCUGGAUCGGUCAUCCAUUUGAAUAUGAUGGGAAGGAAUUUGAUUUGGUGGUUAGAUUUUGCAAGGAUGUCGAAACAAGAGGGCAAGCGGGAUAUGUUGAUUUUGGACGAUAUGACCCGUUGAGCUACUUUGUUUCUAGUUCUAGAAAUUUCGAUUUCGUUCAAGGGUUUUACCACGGAGACCUGUCAAAUUGUGAGCUGAGUUACGAUAAACUUGGACGUACAUCACAGGUUAAUAUUAUUUGUGGGAACUGUGCUGAUGGACGAUGUAAAGGUGGACUUGGAUGCAUAUGUAGUGUAACCCAAGAUUCAACUUGCAGAGUUACUGUCGAGUUGGCUAUUCCAUGUGAGAAACCUGGCCCGCGGGUGUUUAAAGGAUUCACGGUCGGUUUGCAUCCUCGCUCAUGGGAAAUUAUUUAUAAUGGCAUGACACAAUUUGGAUUUGAGAAGCCUCGUCGUGAGUUUAGCUUCAAGACCGAGCAAACUCAUCUUACACUCUAUAUGACUGCAAUUGCUUCGUUAUCAACAUUGGUCGGGAAACCUAUCAUUAAGGUUUUCCCAGAAAAUGGUCUUAACGUUAAGAUAGUUGGUUCUUCGUUGACUGGGAAUCAUCCAACAACUUUAUCGCCUUCAACUUUAGUACUGGAUUGGAAUUGUGAGAAAUCUCGGCAAACUCCAUAUGAAGUCAAUGUCACCAUCCCAAUGGAUGGUUAUGAUCCGGUUCAGUUUUUCCUCACAAAACUCUGCGAAUACAACCAAGGUACUGAAGGAGGAUCAGCGAAAGGAUGGGCUAUAUUUGGAGUAUUUUCCUGCGUAUCUCUCGUUGCAUUUACACUGUUCUGCUGUGGAGGAUUUAUCUACAAAACAAGAGUAGAAUGCGUGCGUGGAAUUGAUGCAUUGCCGGGAAUGUCACUUCUAUCAGGCUUACUAGAAACUGUGAGUGGAAGUGGACAAAGCUACUCAAGAAGUGAAGAAAUCAACAAUGCUUUUGCCAAUGAAGUCUCAUGGGACCGAUCUUCCGCGAGUUCUACUCAAGCACCAACACAGAGACCAAGUGAAAGAACAUAUGGGGCUAUAUAA
Messenger RNA from Arabis nemorensis, 2205 nucleotides. Lineage: Eukaryota; Viridiplantae; Streptophyta; Magnoliopsida; Brassicales; Brassicaceae. The record is from the annotation of a GenBank genome assembly.